CGGAUUUUGCAUUUUGGGGACAAAUGGACCAAAACUUCCAGUUCCAGACCCAGCUGGACUCCUUCCUGCUGGACUACACCACAGCCGGAGGACAGCUGUCUCCCUGGUCCUCCUUCGGCAGUCAGUCCAUGUUCCCGGACGCACAGCUGACCUUCACCGACCUGGACGUGCAGUCUCCGGGUGCGGACGUCUGUACCGAGGGGGACAGCUCGUCCAUGGAUGAUCCUCUGGAGGGGUCCCAGCGCCGGGCCCGGAGGAUGCUGGCCCAGCCGCCCUUCAAGGUGCAGAGACACGCCGCCAACAUCCGGGAGAGGAAGAGGAUGCUGAGCAUCAACUCAGCCUUCGAGGAGCUGCGAUGCCACGUGCCGACCUUUCCCUACGAGAAGCGGCUGUCCAAGAUCGACACGCUGCGGCUGGCCAUAGCCUACAUCGCCCUGCUCAGAGAGAUCCUACUGUCAGGAUGCGACCCCAAGUCCUACGUGGACGAGUGCAUGAAGAACGGCUACAAGAACCAGACCAACGCCAUCUGGAACACCAGCGAUCUGACAGCCCGCCUCUCUUGGAUAAAGUGGGAUUAACUGAGGAACAUGGGGCACCCCCAAGUGUGGAGAUGGCAGCGGGGAGGAGGUUCAGGUUUGUUCCUGCCUCUUCUCUCUCUCUCUGUCUCUACAUGUCAAAGACAGGCGGACGGCCUGCGUGACAGAGACGGCCGAUCGACAUCUGCGGACUUCUCAUCGGGUCACACAGCUCAGGCUUUCUCAACCUCACCCACUCCUCCGUCCUCUGUGGCUUUUAAUAUUCUAAUUUAUUGUUGACUGGUAAUUGAGAGCCAUUGUUUCUGGGGCUUGGGAGGGAAGGAGGGUUGGCAUUGUUUGCCCAAAUGGAUGGCACUUGUCACGGAGACUGGCAUGAGACUGAAUGGACUUCCUAAGGGCUCAUACUUCUGCAUGUAGCGCUCAAGUGUUUUCUGGACUCCCGCUCAUUAGUCUGCGAGUCGAUGUGUUAAAAAGAGCCUUGAUCAUGUAAAUGAGACAAUGGGCGUGAGAAGCAGAUCGGUGCAAUGUGUUUUAGCAUGUCAGGUGCUGUUUCCAAACAUGGCAACGAGACUAGUAGCGCACAAUUUUUGUUCAUGUGCAACCUCUAUCAUCUGUUGUAUUAUUUAUGUAUUUAUUUAAUUAUUUAUUUAUGUAUUUAUUUUUUAAUUAUUUAUGACGAAAUAUACCUGUACUACUUUCUUGGACAUGUAUGUCAACAAACUGUGAUUAUUUAUUGUGCUUAUUGUGAUUUACUGUACAUUUGAACCUAUUCCAUGUUAUGUGAAAGUGUCAUUUUCCUGGAAUGGAUCACCACAGAAAAACAUGUUUUAUGACAGUUUAAU
Messenger RNA from Sebastes umbrosus (honeycomb rockfish), 1378 nucleotides. RefSeq names its product helix-loop-helix protein 13. The record is from RefSeq and is a predicted model, not a curated record. Gene Ontology annotation, molecular function: RNA polymerase II transcription regulatory region sequence-specific DNA binding; DNA-binding transcription factor activity, RNA polymerase II-specific; protein dimerization activity. Lineage: Eukaryota; Metazoa; Chordata; Actinopteri; Perciformes; Sebastidae. The coding region runs from base 24 to 578 and encodes 184 amino acids. Gene Ontology annotation, biological process: developmental process; regulation of transcription by RNA polymerase II. The transcript is spliced from 2 exons.